Molecule: messenger RNA, 5948 nt
Organism: Dermochelys coriacea (leatherback sea turtle)
Lineage: Eukaryota; Metazoa; Chordata; Testudines; Dermochelyidae
Gene: PCMTD2
Product: protein-L-isoaspartate (D-aspartate) O-methyltransferase domain containing 2
Exons: 6
Coding region: 142-948 (268 amino acids)
Biological process (GO): protein modification process
Cellular component (GO): cytoplasm
Molecular function (GO): protein-L-isoaspartate (D-aspartate) O-methyltransferase activity
Source: RefSeq, a predicted model, not a curated record
ACGGUGCUACAAUGGUAUAUUCCAUUUCCCAAUCCGUCGUCCCCGCGGUGGGCGCGCCGUUGGUCUGCUCCGCGACUGCGCACUGGCGCUGCCCGGGGGCUCUCAGCUGGUUUUACAACUUGCCAAAAAUUGUUGAAGAAGAUGGGAGGUGCAGUGAGUGCAGGAGAAGAUAAUGAUGAAUUAAUCGAUAACCUGAAAGAAGCGCAGUAUAUCCGGACAGAGCUAGUGGAGCAGGCAUUCCGUGCCAUUGAUCGAGCAGACUAUUAUCUUGAUGAUUUUAAGGACAAUGCUUACAAAGACUUGGCGUGGAAACAUGGAAAUUUUCAUCUCUCUGCACCGUGCAUUUACUCUGAGGUGAUGGAAGCUUUGGAUCUACAGCCGGGACUGUCAUUCUUGAAUCUGGGCAGUGGCACCGGUUAUCUGAGUUCUAUGGUCGGACUCAUCUUGGGUCCUUUUGGUGUUAACCAUGGUGUGGAGCUUCACUCUGAUGUUAUAGAGUAUGCAAAGCAGAAAUUGGACUUCUUCAUCAGAACAAGUGACAGCUUUGACAAAUUUGAAUUCUGUGAGCCCUCCUUUGUUACUGGCAAUUGUUUAGAGAUCUCUCCAGAUUCUACUCAGUAUGACCGUGUUUACUGUGGUGCUGGGGUACAGAAAGAACAUGAGGACUACAUGAAAAGUCUGCUGAAAGUUGGGGGAAUUCUCGUCAUGCCACUCGAGGAAAAACUGACAAAGAUAACACGCACUGGUCCUGCUGCUUGGGAAACCAAGAAGAUCCUUGCUGUUUCUUUUGCUCCUCUGAUUCAACCCAUUCAUGCAGAUUCAGGGAAAUCGAGACUUGUUCACUUGCUUGUCCAGUUUUGUCCAUCCUAUGCUGCGUACAGGUUUCCUGUAUUUGAAGAGGUGUGGUAUUCGGAAAGCAAGUUGAAAAAACAAAUCCAGAAAUGUUAGUGUCUGCUCUGUGAAAUUGAAAGUGCGUAUCUUUGUAUUUUAAAAUAAUCUGCCUGCAUUUUCGGUUUCCUGUUUGUCAGACUGUACUGGCUUGCCGGUGUACAUUCAUACAUGGCAUCUUAUAGUAUUAAGGGAAUAUCUUGCAAAGUGAAAAAUGCACACAGCAUUUGUUUCAGUUGUGACAUUUAUCAAUUUAUAUCAAUAGCAUGGCUGUGCAGAGUUUCCUUCAAACAUGAUACUCUUCAGGAGGGGAGUUGCAUUAUUUUUAUUUGUAUUGCAGGUAGUGCCCAGUGAUCCCAAUCUAGAUUGAGGCUCCAUUGUGCAAGGUCCUGUACAAACACAUAAGAACACAGGGUCCCUGCCCUCAAGAAAUUACUACUUAAUCUGUUUUUUAUUCUUCUUUGGUAUCUGCUUAUCACACUGUACAGAGCAUAUUAACUGUCCAUCUGAGUAUACCUUGCAUAUUGUGUCCACUAUGAGGAAGCCUGAAAGUAUUUCAUACUUUAUUUUUCCACUUCUUUGCUUAGAAGAAUGUCUUCAAGUGUUUUUAAUCCACAGUGGAACAGAGUUUUCAAUUUAAUUUGAUGCUUCUCAGUGCAGGGAUAGAUGUAUGCAAAUACAGGUUUUAUUUAUAUUACGUGAGAGACAUGGAAUUGUGCAGUAAUGUUGACUGUUGCAUACCUUGAAUUGGCUGAAUAAUGCUGCACAAAAGCAUGUAGAGUCCUCUAAACCAGUGGUUCUCAACAUUUCCAGACUACUAUACCCCUUUCAGGAGUCUGAUUUGUCUUGCGUACCCCCCAGUUUCACCUCACUUAAAAAUUGCUUGCUUACAAGAGCAGACACAAAAAUACAUUUUUAACCACAUCAUUAUAAAAUCAACUGGAAUAUAAACAUUGUACUUACAUUUCAGUGUAUAGGCUAUAGAGCAGUAUAAACAAGUUAUUGUCUGUAUGAAAUUUUAGUUUGUACUGACUUCGCUAGUGCUUUUUAUGUAGCCUGUUGUAAAACUAGGCAAAUAUCUAGAUGAGUUGAUGUAGCCCUGGAAGACCUCUGUAUACCCCCAGGGCUACACAUACUCCUGGUUUGAGAACUGCUGCUCUAAACCACUGAAGAGGGUGGGUAUGUACCCUAUAUAAUACACAGUCACAUGCUUCUAACUCUUUCUAUCCACAUAUCUUGAAACAGGUUUCAUGUGCUAAUGAUGUUAGCCUACACCUUUUGAAGUAGAUAAGUAUUGAUGAGGAAACUGACAAAAGUUAAGUGAUUUGCCCAAAGUCUCGAAAUUAAUCAGCAGCAGAGCUGGGAGUAGAAUCCAGAUCUGCUCACUCUGUUUUGCGCAUUGAGGACUGUUUCCACACUAUUGAGAGGUCCGGAACCAAACUCCUCCACAUUAUUGUACAGUCUGAAUUGCAAAGUCUUAAGAUUUAAAGCUUAAAACAUGGUUGCAUAAAAUAGUUCCUUAAACAUUUGAGUAUAAAAUACCAAAAUUCUAUUUUAAAUAUUGUAUUCAAUGUCUACUGAUUUGUGUUUUGUGCACAGUGGGUUUGUGCAUUUGAACUUUUUAUCUCAACUCCUUCUCUCAGUGAUCAGAUUACAGGAGAAAUGCAUAAUACAACAUUUUUUUUAGGGAUAAACAUUAACUUUAUCCAAGUUGACAAAGAUUGAAAUAAAGCUGGGGGUUUUUUUUAUAAACAUAACGGGGAAUUAGAAUAGUUAUCCUCACUCCAUUUCAGACAACUCUUCAGCCUGUGCUGCCAGUUUUUUUGCUUCCAUACCUGUUCAUAUUUUUGUUCUGUGUUAUAGCACCAAUAACUGUCCGCAGCCUACAGGAUCUGGCUCGCAUUGCCAUCCGAGGAACUAUUAAAAGGAUAAUACAUCAAGAAACAAUGAGCAAAAAUGGAAAUGGUCUGAAAAACCCUCCAAGGUUUAAACGAAGACGUGUUCGCCGCCGUCGUAUGGAAACCAUUGUCUUCUUGGAUAAAGAAGUCUUUGCCAGUCGUAUCUCAAACCCCUCAGAUGAUAACAACAACUGUGAAGAGACUGAGGAGGAGAGGAGAGAAGAGGAGGAAAAGGGUAUCUCUGAACUGAAGCCAGACCCCCCUGUAAACUUUCUGAGAGAGAAGGUCUUGAGUCUGCCUUUGCCUGAUCCCCUGAAAUAUUACCUGCUUUAUUACAGAGAAAAAUAAGUUUCUUGUUCAUAGAAAGCAGAAAGGUAGACAUAAAAAUAAAAUACUACUUAGGGCUUGACAAAUGUGUACCACUUGCUUGCCUGUUAACAUGACCACACAUGGCAGUAGGCUGGCUAGCUGGGGAAUGUGGCUGCUGUAUUCUUAAACAUCAUAGCUUUUUUAAGUUUCCUCUCCUUCUUGGUUGUAUGCUAUAGUUUUAUCCUGCAGCAGUGUUCCCUUUUAAAAAGCAAGCUGAUGAAGUGCUCAGUUGCUUAGAGAGAGAAGGAUAUCAUUCCCUGAAAACUAACUACACAGAGAUGUCUAUUGAAAUCUCUUGGCUGCACUUUCAACAAAUUGCAGUUUUAAAUAUUCUUAGGCAGUGCUCUAAAGACUUCAUUGUCCAUGCUCUCCUACUAACUUUGACACAAAUGGAGUACACAUUUGGUUUCAUUUUUAAACAGAGAUAUUGGUAAAAAUCUGACCUGGUAAACCUUGUUUGUUCCAGUAAUCUGCAAAAAAACACAAACGUACGAAAUCAGACUUUGGUAGUACUUUGAGGUAUCCAGGUUUUGAACACUGAAGCAAAGCACUGGCCACCUUUCAAUUGGUGGGUCUCAGGUUAGCUAUAAACCUUACAUUUUUUUUAGAUUUUGGGAGAGAGGAAUGUUUGGCAGGGAGUUGGUGUUUCCUUCACAGAAAAUGGCUUGUUUUGUAAAAUCCAGUCUGAGGUGAGAUGCAAGCUACGUAAGGUUUUAAAAAAAAAAUAAAUAAGGAGAGCGAAUUUAACUUAGAGUUGCUAAACUGAUCAGCUGACUUUCAAAGAUUGCUAGGGCGAUCAGGUUUGUGGCUGUUUCCUCUGGCACCACUUACAAAGUAAUGCAGGAAAAUAUGGGUGGGAAAAGGACAAACCUAGCAAGGAGUUAACCUAAGACUGGUGCUGAUAGUGCAAUCCACAGACCUGGAGUUAAUGUGUGACUGCUGUGCUGGACAUAGUGUAAGGCAGGUAGUCUCAGGCAUUCCUAGCCUGAACUACUAAAGGAAGUAGCCAGUGUCCUGGGAAAUGAACCAAACUUUGUUUCUCAGAAGUUGCACAGGAAAGUGGAAACAGUCUAGGAAGCCAAAGUGAGUGGUUAUGCUACUGACCCAUAAUGCUUAAGUGCCCUGUUUGGGGCUAUGCUGUAGCAAGGAGACUGCAAUGCUGUUCACGUAUACCUUGUCCUUGUAGAUUAGCAGGAACUAGAUUUACAGCCUUACUAGUUCAUUUAAUUUUUGUUAGUUUCUUUAAGUAGCUUGUGUAGAAGGACUUUACAGCCUGCAAUUUCAUGGAGUAUAAAUUCUAAUCUUUAUUCUCAAGUCUUCCUGUAAUGAUGGUAAGAGGAGAUUUAUAUUCAUGUGUUGAGGGGAAGAUUGCUUGAUUAUUUUGGCCUGUUUGACAAAUCUGUGUACAAUAUUGGGGGCUAGAAGGAAACAAUUGAGGCUGCAUUGAUUUGGAUCACUCAAAGGCUAACUAAAUAAUAAUCCUAUCAGUAGAUAAUCCAGCUAUGUUAGAAGGGUAUUUCGUCAUCAGUUGCAAUUGGUGGGCUUGAUCUUGAUCUCAUUUGUAUGGUUUCCUCAGCUUGCUAAGAGGAGUGAAUGAAGUUUGUCUUGCCAAAAUACAUUAACCUGGACUUUGUUACAUGGUACUGAAUCACACACUUUGCAUUGACUGAGUUGUGUGUUUUUAAAUCUUGUGCAACACUUUGAAAAUGAGGAAUUAGUCUAAUGUGUCUAAGCAAUGCUUUUAUGCUUGCUCCCUUUUUAAAAGUCUCCAGAUACCCACUCUGUACUUGUGACAACUAACGUCUUUUUCUAUAAAAUACAAUGUAUGGAUGUCCAAUAAAAUCCCUAUGAACUGCGUUUUUUGUGACCUCAGAGGAUAUUAUUUUUAACUGUUAAACAUUCGUGUUCCAUGUUUGUAGUAGAUAUAUGCCUUUCUCUCCAGCGGCAAGACAAUUUUUCACCUUUUGAGCAGCCUCUUGAUUUGGGCUACUAAGUCCCCCUCCUAUUUAUUAAUUGCAGGCCUUUCUACAGAUAUCGUUUAGAAGUCUCUUAUUUUUAAAAUGGUCAAUAACAACUUGAAGUGGAUAUUUAUAUGAAUAAUCCUAUUUUUUGCUUCUGUUACUUUAUCUUUGCAUUUGGCACUGUUUGAUGUUUUUUCCUGUAACUAUAAAAGAUAUUUUGUCAGAUUUUCACCAGAUUUGCCUUUUUUAUUACAUUUGCUAGAUUUUGUAGGGCUCUUUAAAAUGCAUAGAAAAAUAUUUUUCCUGCGUAUGCCUGAAUACAGUAAGUAAAUACACAAGCAGUUUGGGUUCUAGGUUGUCAGUGUCCCAUUGUCAAAAUGAAAAACAUGAUAGAAAGUCUGUGUGUAAUAUAACUGUGAAAUAGUGUAGUUUAUAGCCUGUAAAUAAAGGGGACUUGUAAAUAUGAUUUUUCCCUGUGCGCAAGCACUUGCACUGUAGUUUAGUACAGUAGAUUUGUGUGUUUACUAGAUUAACUGUAGCAUACUGUUUUUUGUAUAGUCUAUAAAUUUUAUGGAAAUAUUACCUGCUUUUCUGAUGACUAUUUUUGUUUUCCAGAUGGUCAGCAUUUUAAAUGUCAUGUGACUUCUUUGUAGAUUUUGAUAGAAUAGUAAAUACAUAAGGAAACAAGCUUCAAACUGUUGAAAUCUUAAGUAUGCAAGUUGAAAAAUAAGUGUGUAAAGCAAUUUUUAUUGUCAUUUCUAAUCUCAUGAGGCAUGCAAAAAUGUCAAGCAAUUGAAAACAAAUUUUAUUAAAAUGAGUGUUUCUAUAUCAA